AUGCGAGAUUUACUGCGUGUUCAAAAUCCAAGAAGUUUUGAAAUGACAUUUGGUGGGAAAACUGUUGUGUUGGGUGGAGACUUCGGACAAAUUUUACCGGUAAUUCCAAAGGGGACCAGAAACUGUAAAGUCUUUAGACUGACAAAGAAUCUGCGGCUUAGAGCAUUGCAAUCAGAGUCUGGAGUACAAGAAAUUGAAGAAUAUGCAAGGUGGAUUGCUAAUAUAGGUGACGGAACAAUUGGUGAUUCGUGCGAUGGUGAAUGUGAGAUCAACAUUCCAGGAAAAUUCUUACUCAAGUCGGUGGAGGAUCCUAUUUCUACGAUUGUUGAUAGCAUAUUCCCGGGGUUUCGUAAUGGGAUUCGAGACGUCAAAUGUCUAAAAGAUUGUGCAAUUCUCGCUCCAACUUUGGACGUGGUAGAUAACAUCAAUGAAUACAUGAAUGAAUUUAAUACUGCAGAAGGAAUGACGUAUCUAAGCUGUGAUUCGGUGUGCAAAUCGGAUUCCAAUGUUGACAUGCUUGCUGAUCUACACACACCGGAGUUUUUAAAUGGAUUACGAUGUUCUGGAGUGCCAAAUCACUCAUUGACUUUAAAAGUGGGAUCACCCGUUAUGCUAUUGAGAAAUAUUGAUCACUCAUUGGGGUUGUGCAAUGGUACAAGAAUGAUCAUUUCAAAGUUAGCUAAACAUGUUUUAGAAGCGCAGAUAUUGACUGGAACAACUGCUGGUACGAAGGUUUUAAUACCAAGGAUGUCCUUAACACCGUCAGAUCCGAGAUUGCCGUUUAAGUUUCAGAGAAAACAAUUUCCGCUCAUGUUGUCAUAUGCCAUGACAAUAAACAAAAGCCAGGGUCAAACAUUGUCAAACGUCGGUUUAUUCCUUAAGAGACCGGUAUUUAAUCAUGGACAACUGUAUGUAGCUGUGUCGAGGGCAUUACGUAUUACUUCUUAG
Ipomoea nil (Japanese morning glory) is the source of this 948-nucleotide messenger RNA. RefSeq names its product ATP-dependent DNA helicase pif1-like. Bases 1 to 948 code for a protein of 315 amino acids. The record is from RefSeq and is a predicted model, not a curated record. Gene Ontology annotation, biological process: DNA repair; telomere maintenance. Gene Ontology annotation, molecular function: DNA helicase activity. NCBI's taxonomy places the organism in Eukaryota, Viridiplantae, Streptophyta, Magnoliopsida, Solanales, Convolvulaceae. The transcript is spliced from 3 exons.